AUAAUUCAUUUGAUUUUGAGCUUCUUUCUCAUCACUCAAAAUUUCCACAGAAUUAAGGAAGCUGCACAAUGUCUGCUGAUACAUUCAAGUUGAAGCCAUUUCAUUCAUCAAAAACUACCAAUAAAACUCCUCUUCGUAGGUUCCGCAACAGGAGGAGAGGGAGAGUGUUAUUGUCCAAGGCAGCUAAGGUUGGGAAGCUGAAGAAACUAGAGAUGGAGAUGAAGAAUUGGAAGCUAUACAUGGAGAACAAAAGCAUCAUUGAAGAGAACCAAAGGUUGCAGCACAAAGCUUUUCUUCUUCAUCAAGAGAACAAGGCUUUGCUAUCACAACUCCAAAAAUGCUCUUCUUCUUGUUAACUACAAUAGAACAUUUCUAUUAUUGUUAUUAUUAACAUUCAA
Ipomoea triloba (trilobed morning glory) is the source of this 398-nucleotide messenger RNA. RefSeq names its product protein LITTLE ZIPPER 1-like. The coding region runs from base 69 to 356 and encodes 95 amino acids. The transcript is spliced from 2 exons. The record is from RefSeq and is a predicted model, not a curated record. NCBI's taxonomy places the organism in Eukaryota, Viridiplantae, Streptophyta, Magnoliopsida, Solanales, Convolvulaceae.